AUGCAAAGUGGUGGUAACUUUAAGGGGGGUAAACAUCAACGAAGUAAAUCCAAAAAACAAGACGGGGGGAUACUACCCUGGUUAAUUUAUGCGGGGGUGCGAAACAAAAAAAAAAGACAAGCAGCUCGAAGAAGAAGAGCUAUGCAAAGAAGAGAAGCAAAUAGAUCAAUGAGGCGGGAUAAACAAAUGAUGCGGGAACUACGGCAACGCGGGCUCUACAGGCGCGCCAUGACAAGGAACGAGGGCCGCUGCUUGCUGGAAAAACCUUAUACCCCUCGAAAUUACUACCCACAACGUACACGUAAUUUCUAUAUUAACGUUAAUAAUAGUUCUAGAAGUUCGCAGGUAAGCGUGGCAAAACCCCCACAAACCCAAAAACAAAUUCAAAAAGUACCGUUACGAAGACAAAUUCAAAAACCACGCUACCCGCUACAAGGUCGUAUUCAACAGCAACCCCGAUACAUGGCACAGCCACAACGCAAACAACUGGGUGGUAUUGUUGCCGGUGAACACGAAUUGGCAAGAAAAGCAAGAUACAACGACAUGCUAACAGCAUAUUACGCAGAAAAAAGUAAUUCUUUUUUUUAA
This is a messenger RNA of Paramuricea clavata, 588 nucleotides long. The record is from the annotation of a GenBank genome assembly. NCBI's taxonomy places the organism in Eukaryota, Metazoa, Cnidaria, Anthozoa, Malacalcyonacea, Plexauridae.